CUUAUCCCAGUUUUUGUAUGUAAAUGACGUAAAGAAUGCAGAAAAUAAGGCCAGCGGUUAAUAAAACACCAGCAACGGAAGAUGUAUACCCAGCGGAGUUUCCUAUGCACACAAGUGAUACGCUUGCGAUGCCAUACGUCAUGUAGCGUCCUCAGUCAAUCUACAGGUGGGCGUGACACCAACCCUUUUUUACACUGGAUUCGGCCUGGCAGAAAACAACCAUGGAAGACAAGGAUUCGGAAAACACAGCCGGGCCAUAUUUAGAAGGCCCGGGCGAAGCUAGAACUUCGCAAACCAUAAAGAAAGAAGAAGAAAACACACCUGGCCUUGAUCGGAACCCGUCAGGAACAUUCAAACAGACCAGUUUGGUCAACUUCUUCAGGGAGAAACGGACGACAGGAAGAGAAGUCACAGUGAAAGAAAAAAAGAAGAGAGAGGCAUUAGACACGGCGCGAUCCGUUAAGACACCAAGCCAGAAGACGAAGAAAAAGGGAGAAACGAGUACUGGCAAGAGAAACGUGAAAGAUGGAAAGAGAAAAGAGAGUAACGGCAGGAAAAACAGGAAUGCUGGCGAGAGAAAGAGGAAGGAUGGAGAGAGAACAAGGAAAAGAAAGCAGAAAUCCCAAGCGGAUAAAGGACGAGACCCAAGCUUCAGUCUUAGCAUCGUAGAGCAAAAUGAGGUCCUGAGUAGGGAUGAGGGAGAAGACACGACCGGAGAGCAUCCUGUGGGGAGUGGAAGGAGGGAGAACCAGCAGCCUGAAGACGGGGAAGAAGGGGAUACCCAACCUAAUGAUAAAUCAGUGCCUGUUGGAGUGCAAGGAGAAUACAUACCAGUUAUACUAGGACUUGAGACCACAGACCGUGUGCACCGGAAAGCUGAUAUCCUUCAGAUCGCCGCGACGCCCUGGCUGGAGAACAGCGACCACGGCGCGGAAUUCAACGUGUACACCUUCCCGAGGGAGGAGAUCAACUGGCACGCGGCGAAAAGGAACGGGUUUUCCGUUAAGAGGGCGUCGCUGUUCCAAUACGGCAAAGAGGUGGCGGCCGUGAGUCUCGAGGAAGGACUUCGGAAGUUCAUUGAGUGGCUGAGAAGUCUCGGCGCCACCAAGAAGCUCCUCUUAUGCCACAACGCCCAGAGGUUCUGCUCGCCGAUCCUCGAGAGACACGUCGCCGCAGAAGGACUCCGGCAUGAAUUCGAAGUCGUGGUGAUAGGAUUCUGCGACACCUUGGAAGUCUUUCGGGAGCUCGAUCCGGAGAGGAGGACCUCCCGAGACUCCUUCAGGUUGGAGGACCUCAUCAGAGACUGCCUGGGAGAUAAAACCGAAAGGCAUGACUGUGAGGUUUCCGUUCACCAUCAAGCCAGGCUUUUGAGUUUUUACAAGGCGGAGAAGGCAAUUAGGAAAAACAGCUUCUAUGUGGGCUACUCUCCUUGGCUCGACAUCAAGUGAAGUCAGCAUUCUUUCCAUAAUCAUAUUUCAAUAAAUUCUUAUAUUUCGUU
This is a messenger RNA of Penaeus chinensis, 1498 nucleotides long. RefSeq lists its product as uncharacterized. The transcript has 4 exons. Bases 222 to 1448 code for a protein of 408 amino acids. Lineage: Eukaryota; Metazoa; Arthropoda; Malacostraca; Decapoda; Penaeidae. Gene Ontology annotation, molecular function: nucleic acid binding. The record is from RefSeq and is a predicted model, not a curated record.